This is a messenger RNA of Eruca vesicaria subsp. sativa (arugula), 933 nucleotides long. Lineage: Eukaryota; Viridiplantae; Streptophyta; Magnoliopsida; Brassicales; Brassicaceae. The record is from the annotation of a GenBank genome assembly.
AUGGCUGAAGCUGGUGAGAAGGUUUCUUCUCCAUCUUCUUCUUAUGCGCGUAAAGACUUGGAAUUUUUCAAGGUUUUUCUUCCCGAGUUCAGUUCACGCGAACUGGUGAUACCUCAAGCAUUCAUAAACAUCUUAGAAAAGCCAUUACCUAGCAAAGUGGUACUAGUAGAUGAGAUCGGACGGUUAUGGAAUGUGGAGACAAAGACUGAAGAAGAAGACAUAGAAGAAAGAGUUGUUUUAAAAAAAAAUUGGGAAAAAUUCGCAAACGAUCACUCUCUUGAGUUUGGAAACUUUCUAGUGUUUAGCUACGACGGCGUUUCAAGAUUUUCCGUUAAGAUAUUCGAUAAAAACGGAUGUAAAAAAGAUCUCGUUGCCGACACAACAUCUAGGGUUGCAGUUGAGAAAGAACCGGUUCUUGUUAAACCGGUUGAUGAUCUUUCUAACAAACCUCGUGGCAAGAGUAGGAAACGGGUUUCGGUUAAGGAAGAGCCUAGUGGUAACUUAGUUAGAGAUCCUUGUGAGAUGGGAUUGGUUCAUGAGAAGAAGAAACACAAAGGAUUUGAAGAACCGGUUUAUAAACCGAAUAAUCCGCAUUUUGUGAGGAAUAUUACAAACGGUUCACGUCGCCAGAUGGACAUACCGACAACUUUUCUGAAAUCGAACGGGAUCGAAAUGGAGGAAGACAUCGAGCUGUGUGAUGAAAAUGGAAAGAAGUGGCCAAUGAAGAUUGUGAUUCACGAUAGAGGACAAAGGUUCUCCCCUGGUUUGUGGUUGAGUUUCUGCCAAAGCCAUAACUUGAGCACGUCUAAUAAGUGUUUAUUUGAGUUUGUCGUGAGAAGUAAUGGGUCAUGCAACCAGGUUCUAGUUCGGAUUCUCCGUGGGAGAAUGCUUACUACUGUUACCAGAAAUAGCUACCAAGUUCUUGCUGUGUAG